CCAGCGUCUGCAGUCGAGAGCUGCAAUGGUAGACUUAGGAGGACCAGCUUUCCCGCAGCAUAUGUAUCAGGGGUACAAGAUAUCGGCUGAACUAAGAAAGGAAUACAGUGCAAUGUGGACGUUGCAGACUGCGUUUUACAAAAAGUACCCGGUCGUCGACCAGCGGCCGCAAUAUACUUACUUUAUGCUUAACGACUUCAGCAUAUACCGACCAUCCUCUUCCAAAUAUCAUGCAGACGAGCUCGUCACGUUGGAAAAGCUCACUUUGCGCGGAAAAGGGGAGUUCUUUCUCGCAGGUAUAUUGUCUUUCGAAGACGAAAGAUUCUUUGUAAAGGACGUCCCCUUCGACAUUCUGACUCUAGAAUACGGAGUAUCGCACCCUUGGCGAGAUAGAGUAUGCAUUCAAUCAAGAAUCGCAAGGUACCAGAAUGUUUACUACAAACUUGGCCGACCUGCACAAGCAUACGACCGCUUCUACGCACCUUUCCUUCUUAUUGCGCAAUUCGCAGACUACUUCAUCGAAUACCUGUGCGAGCAUAAGCAUGUCACGAUUGCAAAGUUUCGCCACGACUUCUGGAAUUGGUUACAACCGCGUUACGGCGAAGAUCCAUCCUUCCAAGCUUGGCAUAGGAAUGUCAAGCUCCUGGAUUUCAGGACACAGGUUGCUACUCAAGUUGAGUUUCUCUGGAAGGAGUGCUGGAGCAUUGAUGAUCAGUCAGCUAGAGCGGGCGAACCAACAUCUCUGUGCGAACAUCCCAUCUGGAGUGAAAUCCAUCCUGACAUGCUAGAAGCUAUACCGAAACAGCCAGUGGACUACUUGAGCAAGACCGUGGUCACCCCUUAUGCAUAUACUUGCUUUCAGAACAUGUACUUUGCGGACCAGCUUGGCGUGAACUACAUCCAGGAGGACGCCUUGCGAGACCGUGUCAGUGCACUGAAAUCAAAUCUUGGACUGACACCAUUGUAUAAUAAAGUUUUAAUGUCUGAAGCUCCUGAUGUCGUCGCUCAACCAUUACAGGAGGUUAGUGAUGUAUGCAUUGGCGACGUCGUUGUCGUCCCUGCAGACAAGACUGGUAGCUGGAAGCAAUCAACAACAGACCUCUGGUACGCGUAUGUGCAGCGCAUCUGGAAAGCCAGUAAUGGCAGUAGACGACUGGACGUUAUCUGGCUAUAUCAACCAGAGGACACAACGAUCGGAAAUGCUCCCUACUUGUUCCGCAAUGAGCUGUUUUUAUCAGACAAUUGUGGUUGUGGCGAGGCAGAAGCGCUCUAUCUUGACGAUAUCGCAGAUGUAAUAGGUAUUGCUGAAGUGUCCUGGUUCGCGACAGACCCUGCUGCAGAAGGAGGCCUCUUUGUCCGACGCACAUUUCGGACUGUGCCCGAGCUGAAUCAGUACGACUUUGUUACACUCCAAAGCCACCAUUUCCGCUGCUGCCACCAGGAAGGGUAUAUUGACUAUUCGGACGUCAAGUACAAGAUCGGCGAUUCUGUUCUUAUACGCAAAAAGCAAGACUCAACUGGGCGUAAUUGCAGACCUGCGAUCAUUGUCGGGUUCCCUGGAGAAGAUCGUGUUAGCCUGAACAAGCUAUAUUACGCCCGCGAAGUCUCUCGGUCAGACGCUCGACCUAAUGAGCUGGUCCUUACCGCUGAAAACAUCGAAAGGGACACAGACAGUAUUGUACGGCCUUGCCAUAUUAGACUCUUCGAUCGCGUGCAGAUUGAGCGAGGCCUAGUGCCCACACCCUAUAAUCGUGACGGAACUGGAGACUUCUUCUACGUUGCGCGGGACUCACAAAGCAUACUGCCUGCUGGCCUGCUACUAAAUGAAGGGUGGAACCCGCAACAGCAUGAUUCCAGACCGAAAUUGACUGGACUGGGUUUGUUCUGUGGUGGUGGUACCUUCGAUCGCGGACUGGAGGAAGGCGGUGCAGUGCAGUUCCGCUACGCCGUGGAUAUCGCAGAAGAGGCGCUACAUAGCUAUCGAGCAAAUACUGCGGACCCUGAGCAGACCUCCUACUACCUUGGGUCUGUCAACGAAUACCUGGCGUCUGCGCUGGCUGGCGAAAGCAGCGACAUCGUGGCGGAGCCUGGAUCAAUCCACGUUAUAUCCGCAGGCAGCCCAUGCCAAGGGUUCUCAAAUCUGCAGCAGUACAAGGACAGUGACCGAUCCAAGCGUAAUGCUUCUAUGGUAGCAUCGGUCAUAUCCUAUGUUGAUCUCUACGCACCUCGAUAUCUUAUACUGGAAAAUGUCAUUGCUAUGACUACGUCGAUCAAAGAGCAUGGAGGUCAGAACGUCUUCUCCCAGAUGAUUGCUGCUUUAGUAGGUCUUGGAUACCAAGUUCAGCAGUUCUUGAUGGAUGCGUACUAUUAUGGUAGCUCCCAAGCUCGGUCUCGAGUGUUUAUCCUGGCGUCAGCACCCAUUUGCGAAGUCCUCGAACAGCAGGACUAUACUCACGCACGACCGACGGAACUGGAACGAAUGCUCCACCUAGGAAAAUGUAGCAAUGGAAAGCCUUUUGGAUCGCGUCAAGAAGAAGCGUACUUUCCUUUUGCGCAGGUGAGCGCAGAAGAAUCUGUGGGCGACUUGCCUGUUGUGUUUGAUGGACAGCCGCUGCUCUGUCCACAAUUUCCUGACCAUCGUACAGCCACAGAAGAGACUGUGAUCAACCGGGAUCGCAUUGCUGCUGUCCCCAAACGACCUUUUGGCAUGUCACUGAAACGCGCUGCUCUCGCAGGCUUAGUUCGCGGCGAGCCACUGGACUUCUCCAAUGGGCACAACCAGAUUCGAUGUGGGCCAAAUUCCAAUUCAUACCGGCGCAUCUUCCCAAAUCGACCAUUCCCGACAAUCAUUACAAUGAUCUCAGUGACAGACGGCAUAGCAGGCCAGGUAGUGCACUGGAACGAAGACCGGGUCUUGACCAUCAUGGAAACAAGGCGUGCGCAAGGUCUUCCGGAUGACGAAGUGCUCGUAGGGCUACCUGCCGAGAGGUUGAAGAUUGUAGGCAAUGGUGUCGACAGAAAAGUCGCAUUGGUACUUGGUCUCUCGUUGCGAAAAUCGUGGCAAAAGUCACCACUGCUGGAUGAUCUUAAAGUCUCGGAGGAAGAACGGGACGGACGGCAAAGAGGAUAA
Molecule: messenger RNA, 3130 nt
Organism: Sphaerulina musiva SO2202
Lineage: Eukaryota; Fungi; Ascomycota; Dothideomycetes; Mycosphaerellales; Mycosphaerellaceae
Product: S-adenosyl-L-methionine-dependent methyltransferase
Exons: 2
Coding region: 26-3130 (1034 amino acids)
Cellular component (GO): nucleus
Molecular function (GO): methyltransferase activity; chromatin binding
Source: RefSeq, a predicted model, not a curated record